UCAGUAAAGGCUGUAGGUCAAUCCUUGCGGGUGCUUUUAUUGGAUGUGCCGCUGUCAAGCAGUGCUGAAGAAUUGGAAGGGCAAACGCCAGAAAAGGCAGAGAAAAGACAAACAUUCAAAUCGGCAUUAUGUAGCUCGGUUCUGCCUUACCUCCGCUCUCGUUAAAUGAUCCUGCCGUCCCCGAUUUCAGAUCCGAAACUUGUGAACACGGAGCGGUCUCUCUCUCUUUCUCUCUCUCUCUCUCUUUUUUUUUUUUUAGAUUUUUUUUUCUCCUCUGUGUGUGUGUCUCUCUCUCUCAAGCGGUUGCAUUCUCCAGAGGUGGUACCUCCACACGCUACGAUCUGACAGCCUCUACAUCCUUUUCUUUUUUUGUUGUUGUUGCCUCCAGAAUGACAGAAACCCCACGGAGCCUGGUAACACUGUAGCCAGCCGGGGUUGGAGCUCCUAUGUGAGGCGGAUCAUCCUCAACAGGGCAGCGGAUGCCUGAAUGGAGACAGCAAGCCAUCCACCAAGAUUUCUCCGCUUCCUAAAUUGGUGAAUUUGGGGCUGAUAAAUGGAGCGUUGCGCCGGACUGCAUGGCAUUAUGUUUGACGAAGGGUGUUUGACAUCGGAGCGACUGGCCAGAAUAACACUCUGCGGUGUGAAUAUUUCAGCCUGUUGAUGAUGAGCCGCUCAGGACUGGAGCAAAGUGUCGUGAGAACCGGUUCAUGGCCCGCGUCUUGAGCUGAAGUGGGCAACCAGAUUGUUACAGAGGAAGGAAACAGGAGGCAUCUUUAUUUUUUAUUUUCUUUUUAUUCUUUAUUUUAUUAUCUUUUUUUCCCCCCUCGUUUUUGGAUGGCUGCGCGGUGGGGGUGGACGACUGCACAUGAAACCUUGGACACAAAAAAAUGGAUAAAACUAUUGCAUGAAGCUGGCAGGGGGGGAAUGCACGGUGUGUUUUAGGCCUACUUGAUAACAGUGAAGUUGAGGGGAAAAUGAGAAAAUGGUGAUGUGGUACGAAGAAGCCGAGAAGAGGAGCCGGAGUGAGGGAUAAAGAAAAAAAACCGUCCAUGGGGAUCUGAGCAGCUGAAGAAUAACGGAAUCCAAGUUUUCGAGGACAAGACAGCUGCUUUGAUUAAAGACCUCCAAUUAACUUCAUGUGAAAAACACAGGGAGGAAACAAGCUUCCUGGUCGGGGGGUGGGGGUUAGAAAAGAUAUAUUAUUCAUGCCUUGUGUGAGAGAAAUUGGAGAACCGGCUUUGCUGUGGCCUAGAUGAUAACAAAUAUAUAUUUAUAUAUAUAUCUAUAUAUAUAUUAAAAAUUAUGAAACCUUAGGAGGAAGAGUGGACCUUAAGAAAUACACAAAGAGAGGGCGAAUGACACUCCUGUAGCCUCAAAGUAAAGCACUUGCGCAAAAAGAAAAAGGCUGAAGUGGGUUGAAGCAUGGGCUGUGCUUCAAGUAUUCAUAUCUCUGAUAGGGUGGUCUACCACAGUGGAAAAGAGUCUGAGGAUUCCCACUCACCCCAGCAGACUAAUACCACUCAGCAUCAAGGAAAUCCUGCCUCUGGACUACCCCUAAAACCCCCUAGCUGCAAGACCACAUUAACAGAGGUGCAAUUUGGACCAAUGAAGUUAUUUAAAGACCCACUUCAGGUACUUUUAGUUUUUGCCAAAGAGGACAGUCAGAGUAAUGGCUUCUGCUGGGCAUGUGAGAAGGCCAACUUCAGGUGUAGCAUAGCGCGAACACCCGAGUCGGCCCUUGAAUGCUUCUCGGAGAAGCAUCACGACCUCGUCAUCAUAGACCACAGACAUUCCAGACACUUUGACGCUGAAGCACUAUGCCGGUCAAUUAGAGCGGUCAACUCUUCAGAAAACACUGUGAUAGUCGCCGUUGUGAAAAGGCCAGACAGAGAGGAAGCCUCUGUGAUGCCAUUGAUCAAUGCUGGAUUUAAUAGGAGAUAUGUGGAAAAUGCCAAUAUGAUGGCCUGCUACAAUGAGCUGCUACAGUUGGAGCACGGAGAGGUGCGGGCACAGUUCAAACUGAGGGCUGGCAAUGCUAUUUUCACAGCUCUAGAACAAAGCCAAGAGGCCAUAGAGAUCACUUCUGAAGAUCAAGUAAUUCAGUAUGUGAAUCCUGCCUACGAGUCCAUCAUGGGCUACCAACAAGGCGAGCUAAUAGGGAAGGAAAUAAUAGAAGUGCCUAAAAGUGAGAAGAAUAAGCCUGAUCUCCUUGAAACAAUAAACUCCUGCAUACGGAAAGGAAAGGAGUGGCAGGGGAUUUAUUAUGCCAAAAAGAAGAAUGGAGACAGCAUUCAGCAAAAUGUGAAGAUCACACCUGUAAUUGGACAGGGAGGAAAAAUCAGACACUAUGUGUCUAUCAACAGGCCUUUAAAUGAUAAUAAUAAGAGUGAUAAAUCCAGUGAACGUGUGCAGGCAGAGUCUCAGACAGACAUUCAAUCCAGUAAGCACAAAGACCGGAGGAAAGGCUCUCUGGACGUAAGAUCCACAACGUCUCGGGGGAGCGAUGGGAGCUCACAGCGAAGACACUCGUCAAUGGCCCGAAUCCACUCCAUGACCAUAGAGGCGCCCAUCACCAAGGUAAUCAACAUCAUCAACGCAGCGCAGGAAAGCAGCCCCAUGCCCGUGGCAGAGGCCUUGGAUCGGGUACUAGAGAUCCUGAGGACCACUGAGCUCUACUCCCCACAGCUGGGCACCAAGGAUGAAGAUCCCCACACGAAUGACCUCGUGGGAGGGCUGAUGACGGAUGGUUUACGCAGAUUGUCAGGAAAUGAAUACAUCUUCUCCACAAAACAGCCCCACCAUCUCCCCAGUCACCUGACAACUCCCCUGUCGUUAAAUGACAUCCCCCCUCGUAUCGCCCAGACCAUGGAGAAUGAAGACUCUUGGGACUUUGACAUCUUCAACUUGGAGGCUGCAACCAUGAAACGGCCUUUGACCUACUUGGGUCUGAAGAUCUUCUCCCGCUUUGGGGUCUGCGAGUUCCUAAACUGCCCUGAAGCCACUUUGCGCUCCUGGCUACAAGUGAUUGAAGCUAACUACCACUCCAGUAACUCCUACCACAACUCUAGCCAUGCGGCGGAUGUGUUGCAUGCGACGGCGUAUUUUCUCUGCAAGGAGAGGGUUAAGCAAAGUUUGGAUCCCAUUGACGAGGUGGCCGCCCUGAUCGCUGCUACCGUGCACGACGUGGACCACCCGGGCCGCACCAACAGCUUCCUGUGCAACGCGGGAAGCGAGUUAGCCAUCCUCUACAACGACACGGCCGUGCUCGAGAGUCACCACGCAGCGCUGGCCUUCCAGAUCACCACGAGAGACGACAAGUGCAACAUCUUCAAAAACAUAGAAAGGAACGAGUAUCGAACAUUACGCCAGGCCAUCAUUGAUAUGGUGCUCGCAACCGAGAUGACCAAACACUUUGAACACGUCAACAAGUUUGUCAACAGCAUCAACAAGCCUCUGGCCGCUCUGGAAGAGAAUGGGGGAAACAAUGAUGAGGAGUCCGUCAAAAGUGUUCUGACGUCUCCCGAGAAUCGCAUCCUGGUCAAACGGAUGCUGAUUAAGUGUGCAGACAUCUCUAAUCCAUGCAGGCCUCAGGAGCUCUGUAUAGAAUGGGCCGGACGCAUCUCAGAGGAGUAUUUUGCACAGACGGAUGAGGAGAAGAGACAAGGUCUACCGGUGGUCAUGCCUGUGUUUGACAGAAACACUUGUAGCAUCCCAAAGUCCCAGAUUUCCUUCAUAGACUACUUCAUUACGGACAUGUUUGACGCAUGGGAUGCUUUUGCAGACCUCCCCAAUCUUAUGCAGCACUUGGACAACAACUUCAAGUACUGGAAAGGCCUGGAUGAGAGGAAGCUGCACAGCCUGCGACCGCCUCCAGAGUAGGUGCAGCUGCAGCGUUUCGGUCCUGGGACCCUGCAGUCCGGGGCAGACCUCCUCUCUCCCUGCCAGUCCAGCCAGCUAAAGGGCCUCCUCGCCUUCACUCUCCUGCUUCUGUAGCACGCCGAGCGUCCACUUGUCUGUCCACACAGAAACCACAGAAGGACUUCCUGACGGGCAGUUGGAGCGGUAACGUUGUUGGCUUUACAAACCUGUCAGAUGAGAACUGUGACGAACUGACACGGACACACAGCAUCCUUAUGAACUCCUUAUAAACUGCCUCUCAGGCAUCCACAGUGUAGCUGGUCAAGUAACAUGAGUGAGAGGGGGAGUUCCUCACAGGUCCUCCUGGCAAAGCAUCCGUCCCCUGGUUACCAUGUGGGCCGCUCCACGUGGUAAGAGUAAAAAAAAACAAAACAAAAAACUGCUUGUUCAUCGAAGGAGUGGAUGGAAGUGUGGUCUGCAUAUGAAGGUGUCUAAACCACAUCAGGCCAUAUUAUCACUUUUGACCUCCAUCCCUGUGCUCGCAACAAGACGGGAAGACUCACUUCUGUCCCUGGAGGCCACACUAUGAAAGAACACUCCACUGCUAUUUUUUUUUUUUUGUUGUUGUUGUUUUUGUUUGUUUGAUUGUUUGUUUUUGGGCAAUAUUUUCAUGUGUCCUUCAGAAACACAUCCAAGCUGACUCGUCGCCGUGGCGACAGACAUAAGACGGGAUGCUUUCUUUGUGGGUCAGGGAGUGGACCUUCAUUUAAGGCCACUGCUGAGAGACAAAAACCUCAACGUCACGAUCAUAGGUAUCUAAUUACGGAAGAUUUGGUAUGUUAAUUUUUUUUUUUUUUCUUAGAUGUUCCGUAUUUUCUAUAUUAAAAUUCAUCCACCAAUUAGUAGACAAAUAAGAACAAUUUGAAUUUAAAAAAAAAGAAAAAAGCGAGAGAAAAGCCAAAGCUAAUGAUGACAACUACUACUAUGACUCUCAAAAAAAAUUCACUUCAAUUGUUAUUCAUAUGAAGCAUUACCAUGUUAAACAUUUUUAUUUUCUUAUCAAAAGUACAGUACCAGUUUGAAUGAACACUUUUGUAUUGCACUGUAAACAAUAUUAGAAAUGUCUACGUCUCAGUGAUUUGUCCAGGGAUGGGAUGUUGCAUUGGAGAAUAAGCUGUUAUCGUUGAUCAUCUGGAGUGUGUGUGUACGUGUGUGUGCGUGCGCGCGCGUGUGUGUGGGCGUGUGUGGGUGUGUUUUGGUUGUUGGCGUUGAGUGCGUGGGUGUAUUCAUUGUUGCAACAAUCCCUUACUCUUGGUUUAAUGCUGUAAACCGCUUGACAUUUGACAACAGCAGAAAUAUGUGAAAACAUUUUGGACUUGAAAGUUUUUUCUCCCAGAAAUUUUUGUAUCUGGUUUAUCCUACUGAAAAGACUGCCUUAUUUUAUACAAUAUUUAUACAGUACAUCCCACUGUGCAACUACAACAGACAUCUGGAGUUUUUAUUAUAAACAUAGUCAGAAGGUUAUGUUCAAGUAAAUCUCAAUAUUUUUAUAGACAAUGAAUUUUACACUGGAUUUGCAGCAAAUGAGAUCAACCAUUAUAGCUAUCUGAAUACCUGUGAAUGGGAUGGUCACGCAGAGCAUGUAUACAGAGAACUAAAUGGUUAGAGAAGGAUGUGGAUCGCAGAGUUGUCUAUCACUGUCUUCGAGCGGCCUCCUAGAGGCCGGCUUGCGUUGAUUUAUGAUCAAACAUCUUUCUAUUUUGGCCACUUUGUCCAACAUCCUUAUACACAGACCCAGGGAACAGCUUUUUGUUCAAGGUUGGAUUCAGAUUAGGAUACUAAUAUAUGUUAAAGAUUGUUGCUUAUUAAGAAUAUUUCCUCUUUAAACAGUAUAUAAAUACCAUAACAGCUAAGCAAAUGGUGGUCGAUGAGAAGUAUUGACCACAAUUAUCUUUGUUUCUCUCUUAUGAAAGAAGAAUUGUACACUCAAUCAGGGGAUUUGUUUGUUCCUUCUGAUUCACAUUUUGGUCUGAAGGCACGGAAAAAAAUAAUUUAGAAACUAUUCAAUGAAAAAUAAAAAAAAUGACGAUUAUAUGUUUGCCGUCUAAUUCCUGCAAGAUUUCAAUGUCUUCCCUCCUAACUGUUCUGUCACUAAUUCUUUAUGGGCCUUAUAAGAUUUGUAAAUGUAUUGAAUUUUUGCACUUGGUCAGGCUCUCUAAAUACCCGUUAGGUUACUUGCCGGGGUCCGUGUAUGCUUUGGUCAUUGGAUUUUCCUUUCAGAAAUGGAUAUAAAAAAAAAACACAAAAUUAGUGGUUAUUUGAUUUUCAUUUUAAAAUUCAAAAAUUUAAAUCAAAAUUCAAGGCAUCAAGAGAUAAUAAUGGAUAAAUAAAACUUUAAUAACCAGUCGAUUUUCAUUUUCUGUUUCCAAAAGCAAAGAAUUAAAUGAAAUUUUAAAAUGAAAAUCUAAUAACUGCUCUCCUUUUUUUUUCUUUUUUUGUUUUUUAAUGUCCAUUUCUGAAAGGAAAUUUCGUAAUCUUAACUUUCAAAGAUAAGAAAUAGCUUAAUACAAUAAAAUAUUUUUUUCCUCUUUUA
Molecule: messenger RNA, 6451 nt
Organism: Mugil cephalus (flathead mullet)
Lineage: Eukaryota; Metazoa; Chordata; Actinopteri; Mugiliformes; Mugilidae
Gene: pde8a
Product: phosphodiesterase 8A
Exons: 22
Coding region: 1423-3879 (818 amino acids)
Biological process (GO): cellular response to epidermal growth factor stimulus; positive regulation of ERK1 and ERK2 cascade; signal transduction
Molecular function (GO): 3',5'-cyclic-AMP phosphodiesterase activity
Source: RefSeq, a predicted model, not a curated record